AUGGCAAACUUUGGUGACUACUACCACCUAGUUCAGACGGACGAUUUUAAGAAAUGGUUUUGGUACGGCCAGAAUGGUAAUACAUUAAUUAAGUAUUUGAACAGCGACAAAGGAAGACAAGAGAUUGUGAGGCGAGAAAAGAAUUCCCCGUAUGCAUAUGGAAUCGUCUUGAAUGUUAACCUCCUCGGUGACCAAUUCAAUGCUCUUAAACUUGUUAAAAUUGGCUUCACUCAACAAGGCACAGGCAGCGAUUGCGAAAACCGAAUGACACAAGUAUGUAGAGAAAUUGAGAGGCAUGGCCCACACCUGCAAGGUAAGACUGCAGUGCUGUUUGUUAUCAUGAAGAAUCCUAUUGAUACCUCAACGCAUUCCGAGUUUGAGACGAAUUUUAGGAAGAGAUGGGGAAUGCCUGUGUCUAAUGAAUUUGCACUAAGUUACAAUUUACCUUUCCAUACCGAAUGGGUACUCACAACCCAGAGUUUUAUUGUUCACAUGUUACAAGUCAUCCAAGCAGCAAGCCAAGGAGGAAGGAUUGAUGCCAGCAUAUUUAAGGGGAUCACAUUUGAUAGUGAAAGGUACCUUCCUCCAGGAUUUCUACAAUAUCGUAGAAAUUAA
Messenger RNA from Porites evermanni, 615 nucleotides. The record is from the annotation of a GenBank genome assembly. NCBI's taxonomy places the organism in Eukaryota, Metazoa, Cnidaria, Anthozoa, Scleractinia, Poritidae.